UUCUUGUUCUUUAAAAUCCACAACCUGUUUCAGUUCCAAAAAGCUUCUUCUGCAGCAAAGAAAAAGAAGGAGUCAUGGAUCAACAACCACAAGGUGAUAAGAAUCUGACUGUGUUCGUCGGACCCUGGGGAGGAAAUGGAGGAACUGCCUGGGAUGACGGGAUCUAUCAUGGUGUCCGUGAGAUCAGACUAGUAUAUGAUCAUUGCAUUGACUCCAUCACAGUGAUCUACGAUAAGAAUGGUAAACCUGCAAGAUCAGAGAAGCAUGGAGGUGUGGGAGGCAACAAAACAGCAGAGAUAAAGCUGCAAUACCCAGAAGAGUAUCUGAUUGGCGUGAGUGGCUACUACUGUCCAGUGGUUAACAGUGGCACCCCUGUCAUUAGAUCAAUGACAUUCAAAAGCAAUAAACAAGUUUAUGGACCUUACGGAGUUGAACAAGGAACACCCUUCACUUUCUCAGUCAAUGGAGGACGCAUUGUUGGCAUGAACGGUAGGAGCGGCUGGUACCUUGACUCCAUCGGCUUCCAUCUUUCACGUCCUAAAUCAACCAAGACGGUCGACAAGCUUCGGAAGAAGAUUCACUGGCUCACAAGGAUAGUAGCAUCAUAAAGUCUAUCGAACAGACUUAAUCAGAUACCAUAUCUGCAUAGAAUGUACUAGAUAGACUAUACGAAUAAGGAUGUUGGAUGUA
Messenger RNA from Camelina sativa (false flax), 690 nucleotides. RefSeq names its product jacalin-related lectin 19. The record is from RefSeq and is a predicted model, not a curated record. Gene Ontology annotation, molecular function: carbohydrate binding. Lineage: Eukaryota; Viridiplantae; Streptophyta; Magnoliopsida; Brassicales; Brassicaceae.